UAAAGAUAUAAAAAAAGAGAAAUAUCUUGCUCGCCGCUUCAUAAAACUACACUCUUCUUUUUUCACUUUCUUUUAUUCUCCAACAACUUUAUAAAAAAAUGGGUCUUUUCGAUCACUUUGGUUCGCAACACGAAGAAUUCCACGGCAAGGAAAAGCACGACGGUUCCUUCACCCACGAACUGAUUGCCGGUGCUGCUGCUUUUGAGGCUGCCAAGGCUUACAACGAGCACCGUGAGAAGAACGGCGAGCCCGUAGACCAUGCUACUGCCAAGCAACUCCUUGCUGGUCUUGCUGGUGGUGUCGUUGAUAAGUUGAUCGAGACCAAGGGUUUGGAUGCCAUCGACAAGUACAAGGCAAAGAAGCAUGCCGAGGAACAGUUGAACAGCUACUAUGACAACGAACUCCAGAAAUAAGCACCAUCAUCUUUCAUUAAAUAUUCUAACAUCCGUCUUUUGUUUCCGUUCUCCUUACCACUAUCAUUAUGUGAAAUACCUCUCUUGUGAAAUGUCAUGAUCAAAUGAUGAUGUAUCAUAGCUUUGUUUAUUCAAUAAAAACCCCUCAAUUGAUUAUAUUGACUGUAAAAAACCUAUAUAUAUAUACAUCCCUUUCUCGUAUUUUCCCAAUAUAUCUCGGGCUUUUCUUGAAAUAUUGUCUUCUACUGUACGUUGAUUAUCACGCAUGGGAAUAUUUUGAAUCGAUC
This is a messenger RNA of Zychaea mexicana, 700 nucleotides long. RefSeq lists its product as uncharacterized. NCBI's taxonomy places the organism in Eukaryota, Fungi, Mucoromycota, Mucoromycetes, Mucorales, Lichtheimiaceae. Bases 99 to 413 code for a protein of 104 amino acids. The record is from RefSeq and is a predicted model, not a curated record. The transcript is spliced from 3 exons.